GGCACACUUGCAGAUUCCUCAAGAGUUCAUAGGAGUGCGAGCAUCUGCGGCACCAUUAACAGGCUUUGUGAUGGCUGCCAACAGAAACUUUGCCCUGACAAUUAUCUUCCUGGCUCUCAUUAAAAGUUCCAUUACCCAGCCAGGGUCCAAUCCCGCAGGACCCCUCAUACCCGCCAAGGACGAGGAGCUACCCCCGGAUGAAUAUUACGACCCAGAGGACGAACCGAGCACUGUUCCGCCAAAGAUCGUUUCUCCGAGAGGAGGAAUAGCUGUGCAGAGAUGUGAUUACAACCCCUGCACGGAGAACGAACCACCGUGCACCGUCACCAAUCACUGCUUGUGUCCGGGGGUUACGUCUCACCUGGUGGCGCCGGAGGCUCCUUACCUGAAAUCCGUAGCUUGGAACGGGUCUGACGUGGUUGUGCGCUGGUGUGCCCCUUUGUCCUACGUGACGGCUUACAGCGUGACGGUCGGAGGGAAAGAGAGGCAGAGGUUCGGGAGGGAGCGGCGAUGGGGCGGCGUGGGUCCCGUCGAGAACGUCUCCGAGGUGUGCGUGGUGGCGCUGAACAACGCCGGAGAUAGCGAGGCCUCGUGUGUGAUGUACCAGCCUAAGGACCACAAUCUGCCUCUCAAAGCAGGACUGAUAGGGGGCGCUCUCGGCCUCCUGAUUCUCCUCCUUGUGGUCGUUCUGCUUUGGAGGCGACGGCGGCAAAGGAAGCUGCGGAGAAACAUCACUAUGAGUCACACAGCUGGGACAUAAAUGACAAAACAAACCCUCUUAGGACAUUCUGCAAUAUUUAUAUUAUUACGGAUAGAAAAAUUAUAUAAAAAAAGGCCAGGCUUUAUUUGUUAUUGUUUUUCAUUUAAUUUAUUUAUUUUAAACUUAAAAAUACAGUAUUGUCAUCUGAUAAAGCAAUAUUGUCAUAAUAAAUGUAAUAUAGAAAAAAAAACAAAAAAAACUAAUAAUUCAAUAUGUAAAAAUACAAAAAAAAAUGUAACGUUACAUUGUUAAACAUAAAAAAAGAAUGUAUAACUAUGUAGUAUGAUUAUGUAUAUAUUUUUAUUGCAGAUUUAUCUACGUUUGAUAUUACACAUAAUGUUGGAGGAUAAGCAGAACAUGGAUGGGCGUAAAUAUAAAUACAAUGCAAACAUCCAUCCAUCCAUCCAUCCAUUUUCUACCGCUUAUCCCUUUCGGGGCAGAGGGGGGUGCUGGAGCCUAUCUCAGCUACAAUCGGGCGGAAGGCGGGGUACACCCUGGACAAGUUGCCACCUCAUCACAGGGCCACAUAUUUUUAUAAAUACAAACACUAAUAAUGGCAAACUAUUAUUUAAAGUCACUGUUUGCUGGUAACGGGUCAAACAAUACUGACGCUUUGAAGCAUCACAAAACAAAGAAGUGAUGUGUGUGUACCUUUAGGAAAAAAAACAUUUGACCGAUACAGCUGCUGUGUCGUUUGACUACAAAGCAGAAAACUGGCGCUUCUUUCAUCUUAGAGUGACAACCCGUACUGAAAAAAGUCAUAGUAGUGCCAGUUUUUCUCACAAUCAUCGAUCUAAAUAGAACUACUGGAGAUUAUUUUGAUUUAUCUUCCUGUUUACUCUUUGGGUCAUUGACCAGAUAUGAACGUUUCAAAUUAUUUUUUGCAAAGCUAUUCGUGCAGAAUAUAUAAAUACGAAAAAACAUAUUCGCUAACUAUUAAUUGAAUUUCCAGGUCAAAUGCAGUGACUUUUUUAUCCAGCGUUGGCGCCAGCGUGUCUACGCAGUGUCAAUACAGCUACUGAGUGUGCCACACACUCACUUACGCAUCACUACUGUUUGCUUUGUCAUUUUAAUUGUAGCCUAGGUCAGUGGUUCUCUCAACUUUCAACCACCUCAGAAAACACUUGGCUUUCCAAGUACCACCAUAAUGACAAACAUUAAAAUACAGAAGCGUAGUAGUCCUAAACAUUGAUUAAAAACAAGGCAGAGGUAUUAAAUAUACUUGUUAAAUAUUUUUGGUUGUUAAUAUUUUUGGCCACUGUAACAUUACACACAGUUUGAACAGUAACACUGUUUGAAUAUAUUUAAUUAAGUGAUUAUUUGGCGUACCACUAGCUGGAGCCCGCGUACCACUUGUGGUACACGUACCACAGUUUGAGAAUCCUAGCCUAGAUGUUUUUAAAAGUCAAAUUGUAUGUUAAAACCCAAAUCAUGCUAUUUACAAUAAUUAUACAAAAGAUCAUAAUGCUGUCAGGCAGGUGUUGAUGUAGGGUACAACUCUACUGCAUCCUAUUGAAAACUGCUUCUAAUACACUUGAAUACCUCGGUUGUGUCUUGCAGUGCAAGUGAAUACAGUAAAAGGAGAGAAGUCAUUGAAAAAUAUGCGUAGGAGUUAAGUACAAUAUAAAGUACGCUGAUUCAUUCUGCAGCCAAGUUUUUUAGGAAAAUAAAUCCCUGAUGACAACGUUUACAGAUAAUCUAGCAGAGUUCUUUAACAUCAAUUUAGAAGAAAGCCAGUGCUUUGCUGCAUGUUUCUGCACAAUUUGGGGGCAACAUGAGGAGUAAUGUAAACACUUCGGAGUCCAAAAAACACAACACGGUAGUUUGUACAGAAUAUAAACAUAAUUUAGAUGUAUUAUACUGACUUGAUUCAAUGCAUGUUCUCAUUUUUUUAAAGUAUGGUGUCAUUUUUGAGAAAUGUUCCACACCAUAUUAGACAAUAAAAAAAAAAGUGUGCUUUAUGCUUAAUCUCUCUGCGAGAGCUUAUGCCACUAAGCACAUUGAGUGAAUGUGAUGUGAAUGUCGCCUUUUAUUUCUCCUCAGACAAAAACGCACAUAGAACAAGGCUUAAAUGAAUCAAAUUACUGUACAUUUCCUAAAGGUUCUAUUAAACACAGCUCAACUCUUCCUCCUGUGGAGAUGUUUACCAGAGCCAUCUGUGAUGAUGUCGGAAGUGGGAGCUCAAGUGUCUGACGUUGUUUUUCCAGCUGUCAUAAAACAUAUUUUUUGUAAGGAAAUUUGGAUUCCGUUGGACUUGUUUUGACUCUAAUAGACUCAGCAGUCGUCCACUCCUGUGCUGCUACGAAGCCACGAUAAGAAGGAAUGUCCACUAAUAAGAAUGCCCACUAAUAAAGAAUGUCCACUAUUUCAAAUCUUCAAAGCUUUUGUCAACAGACUUCCAUCUGCAUGUCUCACUUCCACAUGGUUCCCGUUUGCUAUUUUGGCGUCCUUUUCUUACAACAGAUGUUUCCAACAGUACUGUACACUGCAAAAAAGAGCUGACAUAAUAAAAAGACUAGAUUUUAGGAAAAAUAUUACUAAAAGUUAGAAAAAAUUAUCUGUCUAUGCAGCCAGUUAAUUUUACUUUAUAAAACAUCCUAAAUUAAGAUUUCUAUAUCUAAAAAAAAUAGCAGGACUUUUAAGCUAGAAAUAAGUACUUUAUUCUGAAAACAAGCAUUAUUUAAAAUGCAAUUCUUAAAUUAAGCAUCCUCUUGAUGUUGCUGAAAUUUUAAACAAGAUUUUCUAUGUGGAGUAAAAUAACAUAUCUUAUUUGAAUAGUUAUUUUCUCAAUUUUAACGCAGAAUAGACCAAAUAUAAUUAUUCAUGCUAACAUUAAGAUGAUGCUGUAAAAUGACUAAAAAUAAGAAAAUUAGACCUCAAAACUAGGGAAAUUUAUAGAAAUAACAUUUGAAAUCUUGGCAAGUGGCAAAUAAUUUGCAGGGUAACGUAAUGUGUUGGGCGAUCCCUCUUUUUAAGAAGUUAUUUUUAAGUCAAGACAAAUUUUUUACUAGCUCCAUCAAACAAAUACAUUUGAUUAAAUCACAAUUAAUUGCCCAUUUUUCCACACAGAAAGUGUGGAUAGAGGCAAUGUAAAACUAUUAUUUUGAUCACUUAUUUCACAAAACCCGUUCAGAGCUGGCAUUCCAGGCUAAAGCUCCCAGACUCUGGAACAAUUUUCAUCAGUCCCUCCGUGAUCUUGACUGCGUUGACACUUUUAAGAAACUUUUGAUAACUUCUCUUUUUAGUAAAGCUUUUAGUUAAUGCACUUUUUAACUAUCAAUUUUAAUCCACUUUGUAUUCUUUUUAUGAUGUUGCCCCUGUUUUAAUGUAAUUGUUGUUUUACUUCACCUAUGUUUUGUACAGUGCUUUGUGAUUUUUUCUGUGAAAAGCGCUUUAUAAAUACUUAUAAAUGCU
Entelurus aequoreus (snake pipefish) is the source of this 4174-nucleotide messenger RNA. RefSeq names its product LRRN4 C-terminal-like protein. The transcript is spliced from 2 exons. NCBI's taxonomy places the organism in Eukaryota, Metazoa, Chordata, Actinopteri, Syngnathiformes, Syngnathidae. The coding region runs from base 71 to 760 and encodes 229 amino acids. The record is from RefSeq and is a predicted model, not a curated record.